Messenger RNA from Girardinichthys multiradiatus, 7912 nucleotides. It is a transcript of the gene usp32, whose product is annotated as ubiquitin specific peptidase 32. Gene Ontology annotation, cellular component: Golgi apparatus. Lineage: Eukaryota; Metazoa; Chordata; Actinopteri; Cyprinodontiformes; Goodeidae. Gene Ontology annotation, biological process: protein deubiquitination. The record is from RefSeq and is a predicted model, not a curated record. Gene Ontology annotation, molecular function: calcium ion binding; cysteine-type deubiquitinase activity. The coding region runs from base 159 to 4943 and encodes 1594 amino acids. The transcript has 34 exons.
CACAGCAUAGAGGCGUCGCUGAAAACAUUCACCCGUUUACCACAUAGACACACCGCUAGAGACCCGUUUCACAAUAAACAGAUAAGGCAACAAUUACUUUCUGAGCCGCUCGGAUUGUAAACGCUUCUUUCCUCAGAUCGCAAUGAAACGAGGAGAGCAUGGGGGCUAAAGAGUCGAGGAUAGGAUUCCUGUCGUAUGACGAGGCUGUCAAGAGAGUUACUGAUGUGGAACUGAAGCGGCUGAAAGAUGCCUUUAAGAGAACCAGCGGCCUCUCGUUUUACAUGACCCAGCAGUGCUUCUACAGAGAAGUGCUGGGAGAUGGAGUUCCUCCGAAAGUUGCAGAGGUGAUCUACAGCUCGUUUGGAGGCUCCUCCAAAGGGCUGCACUUCAACAACCUGAUAGUGGGCCUGGUGCUGCUGACCAGAGGGCGUGAUGAGGAGAAGGCUAAGUAUCUCUUCAGCCUGUUUGCCAGCGAUCUCGGUGGAUAUGCUGUCAGGGAAGAUAUCGAGGCUGUUCUGCAGGUCCUGGAUGGAGAGAUCCCAUCCUGCCUGAAGAUGUGCUUCACAGAGAGUGACAAGGUGAACUAUGAGCGCUUCAGGAACUGGCUCCUGCAGAACAAGGAGGCCUUCACUCUGUCCCGAUGGCUUCUCUCCACAGGAGUGUGUGUCACACUGACAGAUGACAGUGACACACCCACAUUCUACCAGACCCUUGCUGGUGUCACACACUUGGAGGAGUCUGACAUAAUAGACUUGGAGAAGCGCUACUGGCUGCUGAAAGCCCAGUCCAGAACCGGCCGCUUUGACUUGGAAACCUUUGUCCCCCUGGUCUCUCCUCCCAUCCAUGCCUCGCUGAGUGAAGGCCUUUUUCACGCCUUCGAUGAAAAUCGGGACAAUCACAUCGACUUUAAAGAGAUCUCUUGUGGACUGUCAGCCUGCUGUAGGGGGCCUGUCGCUGAAAGGCAGAAAUUUUGCUUCAAAGUGUUUGAUGUGGACCGUGACGGGGUUCUGUCUCGAGAUGAGCUCCAUGAGAUGGUUGUUGCCUUGCUGGAGGUGUGGAAGGAUAAUCGCACAGACACAAUCCCUGAGCUGCAGAGUAGCGUGUCAAACAUAGUGGAGGAGAUUCUGAAUAUGCACGACACGACCAAGCUGGGUCACUUGACCCUUGAAGACUACCAGAUCUGGAGCGUGAAGAGCGCUUUGGCCAACGAGUUCCUAAACCUGCUCUUUCAGGUUUGCCACAUAGUGUUGGGCCUCAGGCCUGCCACUCCUGAAGAGGAAGGGCAGAUCAUCAGGGGCUGGUUAGAGAGGGAGAGCAGACAUGGACUGCAGCAAGGCCAGAACUGGUUCCUGAUCUCCAUGCUGUGGUGGCAGCAGUGGAAAGACUACGUUAAAUAUGAGCAUAAAGGCAUCGUUGUGGAACAGCCGUCCAUUCUGAGCUCACUCAGAGCCCCAAUGGCCACAGCCACUGUGGCGCCCACACAUCCUGACAGACUUACGGGUCUGGGAUCCUUUGGCCCUUCCAGCCCCUCAGAUGAGAAGUCCCCUGAUGCUGUGUCCAGUGCUUCAGAAGCGACAGAAACCGCACUGAGUCCUCAGCUUGCUCCAUCAGCAGCAGAGAGUUGUUUCGCCCGUCAGCACAACAUAUCAGAAAAUAACAAUCAGUGUUUUUCUGGAGCCAAUGGCCACCUGCCCUCCCAGCUGACAGCACAAAGGCCUGGAGCCAUCGACAACCAGUCUCUGGUCACCACCGAUCCCAUAAAGGCCCCUACAUUAACUAUGGAGGGUGGAAGGCUGAAGCGCUCUUUGCAGCUGGUGCCUGGUAGAGACUUUGAGAUGGUGCCAGAGCCAGUGUGGCGGGCACUCUACCACUGGUACGGUGCCAACCUGAGCCUGCCUCGACCGGUUAUCCUGGAAAGCAAGAUUGGUCAAGCAGAGCUGGAACUCUUCCCCCGCUACCUCCUCUUUCUCCGCCAGCAGCCCGCCACCCGGUCCCCCCAGUCCAACAUCUGGGUCAAUAUGGGUAUGACCAGCCUGCGAAUGUUCCCACCGUAUUUGCCACCACCAAGAGGAAACGUCCCAUCUCCAAACGCUCCUCUGAAGAGGAUGCUGGCCUACACCGGCUGCUUCAGCCGCAUGGCCACCAUCAAGGACAUCCACCUGUACCUGUCACAGAGGCUCCGCAUCAAGGAGGAGGACAUGAGGCUCUGGCUUUACAACAGCGAGAACUACCUCACCCUCCUUGAUGAUGAAGACCACACACUGGAUAGUCUAAAGAUCCAGGAUGAGCAGCAGCUUAUUAUUGAGGUCAGGAACAAGGACAUGAGCUGGCCUGAGGAAAUGUCCUUCAUUGCCAACAGCUGCAAAAUGGACAGACACAAAGUUCCUACUGAGAAAGGAGCAACUGGCCUCAGUAACCUUGGCAACACAUGUUUCAUGAACUCCAGCAUCCAGUGUGUGAGCAACACCAAGCCUCUGUCAGACUACUUCCUCUCAGGAAGACACCUCUACGAGCUCAACAGGACUAACCCCAUUGGAAUGAGAGGUCACAUGGCCAAGUGUUAUGGAGACUUGGUGUUGGAGCUGUGGAGUGGGACGCAGAAGAGCGUGGCACCGCUCAAACUCAGGUGGACAAUAGCAAAGUAUGCUCCACGCUUCAAUGGCUUCCAGCAGCAGGAUUCCCAGGAGCUACUGGCAUUCCUUCUUGAUGGCCUCCAUGAAGAUCUGAACAGGGUCCACGAGAAGCCUUAUGUGGAGCUGAAGGACAGUGAUGGCCGGCCUGACUGGGAGGUGGCUUCUGAGGCCUGGGAGAACCACCUUCGCCGGAACCGCUCCAUUGUAGUGGAUCUGUUCCACGGUCAGCUGAAGUCCCAGGUGAAGUGUAAAACCUGCGGUCACAUCAGCGCCCGCUUUGACCCCUUCAACUUCCUGUCUCUGCCUCUGCCCAUGGAUAGCUCCAUGCAUCUAGAGAUCACUGUCAUUAAACUGGAUGGCUCCACACCUGUACGGUAUGGUCUGAGGUUGAACAUGGAUGAGAAGUACACAGGGCUGAAGAAACUGCUGAGCGAGCUGUGCAGCCUGAAGCCUGAGCAGAUCCUCCUGGCUGAGGUCCAUGCUUCCAACAUUAAGAACUUCCCUCAGGACAACCAGAAGGUUCGUCUCUCUGUCAAUGGCUUCCUCUGUGCAUUUGAGGUCCCGGUGCCAGGUUCACCAACCUCUCUGAGCUCGCCCACACUCACAGAUAUCACUCCAACAGUCAACGGCUCAGCUGCUAAUGGCCACCUGAUCCCUAAUGGUGGGCUCGGCACCAUGGUGCCUUGCAGCCCAGAGAUACCCCUGGUCAAUGGGGUCGCCAAUGGACAUAUCACACCUGUGCAGGAGAGCCCUUUUAUUGGCUACAUCAUCGCCAUGCACCGGAAGAUGAUGCGUACAGAGUUGUACUUCCUGUCAUCUCAAAAGAACCGCCCCAGCCUGUUUGGAAUGCCGCUCAUAGUUCCCUGCACGGUCCACACCAGUAAGAAGGACCUGUAUGAUGCAGUCUGGAUCCAAGUGUCCCGACUGGCCAGCCCACUGCCCCCACAGGAGGCUAGCAACCAUGCCCAGGACUGUGACGACAGCAUGGGUUACCAGUACCCUUUCACUCUCCGGGUCGUGGGAAAGGAUGGCAAUUCAUGUGCUUGGUGUCCCUGGUACAGGUUCUGCAGAGGCUGCACCAUAGAGUGUACAGAAGACAGAGCUUCUGUAGGGAAUGCUUAUAUAGCUGUGGACUGGGACCCCACCGCCCUGCACCUUCGCUACCAGACCUCCCAGGAGAGGAUUGUGGAGGAGCACUGCAGUGUGGAGCAGUCUCGUCGAGCUCAGGCUGAGCCCAUCAGUUUGGACAGCUGUCUAAAGGCCUUUACCAGUGAGGAGGAGCUGGGGGAGGAUGAGCUCUACUACUGCUCAAAGUGCAAGACCCACCGGCUGGCCACCAAGAAGCUGGACCUCUGGAGGCUGCCACCAAUACUGAUUGUCCACCUGAAGCGCUUCCAGUUUGUAAACGGUCGCUGGAUAAAGUCUCAGAAAAUUGUCAAAUUCCCUCGGGAGAAUUUUGACCCUAGCGCCUUUCUGGCUCCCAGAGACCUGGAGCAUCGCUCCCUCCACUCCCGAAGUGAGAGCGAGGACCUACUGAGGGUUGGAGAAGAUAACCUGUCAUCCAUCUCUGCUCCAGCUGGCUUCUGCAACCUGCCCAAAGCCUCUCCCACCUCAAGCAGGAGAUCAGCACCUUCUCUGAGUCGGAACAGCAGCCCAUCUGGUAGUCCAAAGUCCGGUGGUCGCAGACCGGGCCGGCUACGGCUGCCCCAGCUUGGCAGCAAGCACUGGCUUUCCAUCAGCAAGGAGAACUUAGAUGGAGAUGCGUCUUCUGAAGCUGACUCCCGGGACAGUGUGCCACAGACAGAAGUAGAGGCAGGAGUCACAGGAGCAGCAGGGCUUGUCUGCUCAGGUGAUCAGAUGGCAUCAGAGUCAUCCUGUGGUACAGAGGCCUCCAGCAGCCACUGUGACGUAAUCGUGAUGAAUGGAGACAGCAACGGGAUGGGAUCGGACUGCAGCAUAGAGAGCAACGUGGACCCUGACAGUUCUCUGCUUCAGCACAGAGACAUGUGUCUGGAUCCCCUCUACAACCUCUAUGCAAUAUCAUGUCAUUCAGGAAUCAUGGGAGGGGGCCACUAUGUGACAUAUGCCAAAAACCCCAACGACAAGUGGUACUGUUACAAUGACAGCAGCUGCAAGGAAGUGCAUUCUGAAGAGAUCGACACCGACUCGGCCUACAUCCUGUUCUACGAGCAGCAGGGAGUCGACUACUCCCAGUUCCUGCCAAAGAUUGAUGGCAAGAAGAUGGCCGACACCAGUAGCAUGGAUGAAGACUUUGAGUCUGACUAUAAGAAAUACUGCGUCCUUCAGUGAUUGUGCGACGUCUUCUAUCAGUCAGCACUACACCUGCGUCCCAGGUGUAGUGCUGGGACGCAGGACGCACCAGCUGUUUGGAUCCCUCUGAAGAAUUCUCCCAGACUGCUAAUGGCUACAAGCCUUUAGGGAGGCAUCGCAGCACUUUUUAGUCAAUCCAAAAUCUAGAUAAAUGAGAUUUGCACCACCCCUCAUCUCCUUUUUGAAAGCACUAAUGGGGUGCACUUUGUUGGGCCCAGAAAAAACCCUGAAUCCUCCUUAAUGUGUAUUUUGCCAUAACAAACCUGUAACAUUUAGCUGAACCUAGCAGAUCUCUGAAUCGAUGCCAAUGAGGCUAAGUCAUGAAAUUGUUACUUUCUCACUGUGCAUUCAUCACCUGAGAUGAUGGAAGGAAAGAAGGAAUAUAUGACUGAUGUUUUUUAAUCAGAGGAGUAACAGUGUUGAUGUUCGCUAGGUGUGAAUAUAAGGCUGACAUUUGGAGACAGAUAAAGUUUGAAAUGCCAUCUGGAAAUAGUUAAAAAAAAAAAAACCAGUAUGCGUGUGCUGGUGUCAUAUUUGGUGCCACAGGCCGUUAUGAAGAUGAAAUUCAUUAUCUAGACUAUUGGAUACUGUGAGAUGCUUUUUAAAGCUGUUUUAUUAGCGAUAGUUUGUCACUAGGGUUAACGUCAUAUGCUACCUCAUCUUCCCAUCAUGCAGUUUGUGCAGCAGCUGUAGCCUAAAUGUAUGAAUCAGUGUUAACGAGAAAUAUGUUGUUCCUCCCAUUGUAGUAGACGAGAUAAAUGCAUUUCAGAGUCCCCACAUCAAAAAAACUAAAUCUAACCCCCUUUCCUGGAGACUUCCACAGUUCCUGAGGCUGAGAUGAAAAUAGUCCCACACCUGCCAAAUUUAAGUGCUGAUGUGUAAAAUACAGAGGUGCGUAAAGCCACAACUCCAAGAGCUCGCCUGGGAAUAAAUAUUUAUUUCGGAAAGGUGCCAUGAUUUCAAAAAAUAGACAAAUAUGUUAAGUAUAUGUUCAUGAGUUUUUUUGAUUCUAGAGAGGUGGUGUUUUAUAAGAUUUGUUUUAUUUUUGUAAACAGAAAGGCUUUCUGUUGAGGCAGAUCUCUUCAGACCAGACAUGGAUAUCUAACUGAAGCCACGCCUACAGGAAGCGGGCUUCUCUUUGCACCUUACCCCUGCUGCAGUUCUCUGUAUUACAUAUUUCUGAUUAUUAAAUAUUCACAACCUUGGAAACAAAGCUGGAACAUUUAGGGAGAAAAACAUUGACUGUGCUGCCAAAAAAAAUUUUAUCAGUGGUUUUAUUAUUCUAAUAAUAUUUAACUAAUACCCUAAAAAAACUUGACCAAUGCAGCUGAGCCUUUGUAGUAAUUUAAGUGUUGUCAAUUUAAAGGGAUAGUACAAACUGUUUGAAGUGAGGUUUAGUUAAAGAGAUUCUAGGUUGCCCCCUCUAACAUCUUAAAACUGCUGCAAUCUCAAAACAGUUCUAGCGCUUAAUGUAAAGGUUACUUUAAAGCAUUAAACUGUUGUCAUGUUUGUUAUGGAUGGUUUUAUGCAGAUAAAGCUACAGAUUAUUACAACGCUCGGUGAAACGUAUACUGCUGAAGAGAAAGUGGUAAAUGUGUCCAGGUAGAGUAACUGUCAUGCAGUGUGAUGCUUUUCCUUCACACAGUUAUUUUGCUUUUUUUUUCUGCAGUACAUGUUUCACAUGAGAAGGUCAGAUUAUCAUCUGAACUAUCUUCAAGCAGCCACAGACUCAAAGUAAAUGUGAGCUAAAAUCACUUACGCUUGAUAAAGGCCCCACUGUCUUAUUUCAUUGAACUUUAUGAAACACAAACAAUGGCUGUCUGAUUGUAAAAGUAGUCAUAUAUAGCAACUGUUGGUUUCCUGCCUAGUUGGCCAUUAUUUAGUUAGUUUAAGCACAUAUAUUUAUGCUCUCAUGAUCAUUUGAUGUCAGAUUUUUAAACCCCCUUACAGCUUUUUCCACAUUACCUCCUGAAGUAAAGUCUGGGAUCAGGUGACCCCCUGGUUCCUGCUUUUGUGUUCAUUGCAUUAUGUCAUCUAACCACACGGUCAGCUAAAACAGGCUCCAAUGGCCACUUAAUGAAGUUUGUUUGCACCACUAAUGCUCAGCAUGAACUGAAGAUGCUAGAAUAAAGCUCCUUGUAUUGCUUUACAAUGAGCAGCUGUCUCAAAAUCACGUUCCACAGUUGGAAAAACUGUCCCAUUUAUGUCUUGUCAACCAAAUUCAAUCACAAAGGCAAACAUGCAUUUCUUUCAUAUAAAGUUUGUUUUCAGUUGAUCUAAAUGGUGGACCCCUCCUGUUUUUUGUUCAGUUUUUUGUCCUUGUUUGAAACAUCACAUGGCUCAAAGGGAAAAUUGCAGUAAGGAUCUGAUCAGUGAAAACCCAAUGUUGUAAUGUUGCAUCCAGUUGCAACCACAAUACAUAUCAGUUUUUUAUUUUGUUGAUUCUUUCCCCGAAAUGUUCCCUCAGGCCACCUGUAGCUAAAGCUGUUUUAAAAAUCGGGGGUUAAUUUCAGCACAAUUUUCAGAAACAAUGACCUGCCUAACAGAAGCAACCUGUUAGCUGAGGCUGGACAAACACAGAUCUCGUAAACCACAGUGCCCUAUCCAACCCUCACCCCUGAGAUAAUUCAGCAUGUCGGCAGGCAGUGCGAUCUACUACUGAGCUGUCUGUCAGUGUUUGUAGCCUCUUCUUAUUUAAGUUCCGUUCUGUCGAAUGGAAACCUGACUUGUUAAUUUAAAGAACUUUUUUGUAAGGUGUUUGUUGAAAGAAAGUGACAUUGCACUGACAUGAAAACAUGUACAUAAAGUGUUUUGUAAAUAAGCCAAUGAAAACUGUGUAUUUGAAUAUGAGCUGUACAAAAUAUUGUACUUGUAGUUGUAUAUGGAGUGAUACUGUUGAUCUGUAACAAAAUAACCAAGCAACAAAUUAAACUCUGCAGAGGAAAUGA